AUGGCCCGAGGGUUCGGAGGACGUGGCGGUGGUGACCGCGGAGGUGGUGGUCGCGGUUUCGGUGGCCCACGCGGCGGUGGCUUCGGCGGUGGACGCGGCAGCGGCUUCGGCGGUGGACGCGGCGGCGGCUUCGGCGGUGGUCGCGGCGGCGGCCGCGGUGGUCACAUGUCUGAGUCAGACCCGCCGGAGAACGUGGAGGAGGUGGGUACGUUCAUGAGCGCUGCGGAGGGCGAACUAGUUUACAAGGUCACAGUGCACGGUCAGGUGCCCCGCUUCAACGCCUUCGUUUACACCGAGAACAAAGCGAAGAUCGGCAAAAUUGAGGAAAUUCUCGGCAACACAACGGAUGUCAUGUUUUCCGUGAAACCAUCUCCCGGCGUGCAGGCAGCGUCACUCAGCGAGGGCGAUAAGGCGUAUAUUUCCACUCUCCAGUUCACACCACUCCGUGCCUUCACCGACCCGCCAAAGCCACGCGGUCGUGGUGGUCGUGGCGCUGGCCGUGGUGGCGGACGCGGCGGCGACCGUGGUGGUCGUGGCGGGUUCGGCAAUGCUCGCGGCGGCUUUGGCGGUCGCGGCGGCGCUGGUGGUGGUCGGGGAAGCUUCGGAGGCGGCGGCCGUGGCAACUUUGGUGGUGGUAGUCGCGGCCGUGGUUUCGAUGGUCGAGGCCGCGGGUACUAG
Molecule: messenger RNA, 678 nt
Organism: Leishmania braziliensis MHOM/BR/75/M2904
Lineage: Eukaryota; Euglenozoa; Kinetoplastea; Trypanosomatida; Trypanosomatidae
Product: putative nucleolar protein family a
Exons: 1
Coding region: 1-678 (225 amino acids)
Biological process (GO): ribosome biogenesis; snoRNA guided rRNA pseudouridine synthesis
Cellular component (GO): box H/ACA snoRNP complex
Molecular function (GO): box H/ACA snoRNA binding
Source: RefSeq, a predicted model, not a curated record